AUGUAAAUUAGAUACUAGAAAAAAUAAAUAAAUGUGAGAGUAGCUUAAGAUGAAAUAAUUGCCAAUCAUGAGGUUAAUUAUAUUCAAAGCCUGAGCCCAAGAUUUAUUAAUCAUGAACUUCAACCCGUCAUUAAAUAUUUUAUUCAUUUAAACAGACUUUAGCCUAAAUGA
Molecule: messenger RNA, 171 nt
Organism: Paramecium pentaurelia
Lineage: Eukaryota; Ciliophora; Oligohymenophorea; Peniculida; Parameciidae
Source: the annotation of a GenBank genome assembly